UGUACUGGCAACGCUAGCACGUGUAGGGAAGAUCAAGGGGUUAUCUUAAUCAGCCAGACAGCGCCUCAGUCGGACCGUGGCGACUGUCUGCAGCGUGCGCUGCCGUGUUUGUACACAGUGCGCCGUCUAUUCUGGACCUAUACGAUUUCUCUCUUUAUUGCAUUGUGCACCACUGCAGCAAAGAGAAACUGUACCCACACGAGCAGUAUCACUUCUAACAACAGUGAAGCCGGUAGCGUCCGCUUCCCCGGGAAGGACUUAACAGAGAAUACUGAGGACAUAGCCUACUAUCAUUCCAGCGUCGCUCACGAAAGGGAAUAGAAGUUUUUAUCUGCUUGCUUGUAUUAGCGGACUGGGCAACUGCUAUUUCAUGAUAUAAUGGGACCGUUAUUUCUUGCUCUCGUCCUCAGCAUAAGCGUCUCUGUCCCGCAGCACGCGGAAGGGGAAGAGUGCGAGCCAAACCCAUGCGCGAACGGGGGCGCCUGUUUCACGGCGCUGGCUGACGAGGCUCUCUCAUGUGAGUGUCGCUCUGGCUUCACAGGUCCCAAGUGUGCUAGUGUUGUGGAUGUUGCAGCCGAUGGAGAGGACCCUACUUCAGCAGGGCCUUGUCACCCAAAUCCCUGUCACAAUGGAGGAGUGUGUGAAAUCAGUGAGACGUACAGAGGCGACACCUUCAUUGGAUACGUGUGCAAGUGCCCACCUGGCUUCAGCGGAAUCCGCUGCCAACACAAUGUGAAUGAAUGUGAAAGGGAGCCAUGCAAAAAUGGAGGAAUCUGCACAGACCUGGUUGCCAACUACUCAUGCGAGUGCCCUGGAGAAUUCAUGGGAAGGAACUGUCAAUACAAAUGCUCUGGCCCCCUGGGGAUGGAAGGGGGAAUUAUCUCCAAUCAGCAGAUCACAGCAUCUUCUACACAUAGAGCACUGUUUGGGCUGCAGAAGUGGUACCCAUAUUUUGCCAGACUGAACAAGAAGGGCCUGGUCAAUGCCUGGAGUGCUGCAGAGAAGGACAGAUGGCCCUGGAUACAGAUAAACCUGCAGAGGAGGAUGAGGGUGACGGGCCUGAUCACGCAGGGGGCCAAGCGCAUCGGGAGCCCCGAGUACGUCAAGUCCUACAAAGUGGCCUUCAGCGACAACGGGAAGACCUGGAGGACCUACAAGGUCAAGGGCACGGACGAGGACAUGGUGUUUCGUGGAAAUGUCGAUAACAACACACCGUCUGCCAACUCUUUCACUCCACCAAUUGAAGGACAGUACAUACGAAUGUACCCACAAGUCUGCAGGAGACACUGUACCCUUCGCUUGGAGCUUCUGGGCUGUGAGCUCACAGGGUGUUCUGAGCCAAUGGGGAUGAAGACAGGUCACAUCCAGGAUUAUCAGAUUACGUCAUCAAGCGUCUUUCAGACACUUAACAUGGAUAUGUUCUCCUGGGAGCCAGGAAAGGCCAGACUGGACAAACAAGGCAAGGUCAACGCAUGGACAUCUGGACACAAUGACCAGUCGCAGUGGCUACAGGUUGACUUGCUCAUCCCCACCAAGAUCACCGGCAUCAUCACCCAAGGAGCCAAAGAUUUUGGACAUGUCCAGUUUGUGGGGUCCUACAAACUGGCUUACAGCAAUGAUGGAGAAAGAUGGACUGUUUAUCAGGAUGAAAAAACAAGGAAAGACAAGAUAUUCCAAGGAAACUUUGACAAUGAGACGCACAGAAAGAACGUGAUCGACCCGCCCAUCCACAGCCGCUUUGUGCGGAUCCUCCCCUGGUCCUGGUACGGUCGGAUUACUUUGCGGGUCGAGCUCCUCGGGUGCACGGAGGAAGACUGAGCCACGCCCCCAACGCCCCCCUGCCCCAGCACCCAGGCCCCUGGAAUACUGGAAUAUUGAAGAUUACUCCAGCGUCUCGAUAGAAACUGUGUGAAACCUGUACAAAACAAUCUAUUUCUGAUGCUUUUUUUCCCCCAAGAGUGUUUGGUUGUGAUUGGCAGGACUUUGUGUUUUGUAUAAUGAUCUAAACCUGCCCAUGUCAAAUAUAUGUCCUUUCUAGACAUUAUUAUUAUUAUUAUUAUUGUCAUCAUUAUCAAUAAUAAUAAUAAUAAAAUGUCAACAUUUCUUUUAGUUUUGCUUUUCUGUAUGGAAUGUAUUUGUUUAAAGUCUGGGGGGAAAUAUUCACACUGUGGUUAAAACUUAUGGCCAUACAAGCUGCAGUGUUACUUUCUAAAAAAGACUCGAGUGAUCUGAAUUGCCUCUUUGGCUAUAUAAGCUUUGAACAGUGCUCAUGUCCGACUAGAAAGCAAAAAGUUGUUUAAAGUUAGGAACUAUUAUAAAAAGGUAACCACUAAUAUUAUGCAAUGCAUUUGUACUUUUUACUAUAACACGUAAUGGACAUUACUGUCAUUCUUGUAUUUUGGGGUGGGAUGACUCUACAUUAAAUAACCAUCUAACAAUAAUUGCAUGGUACACUCAUGGUAUUUAAUGCAUAUCGUAACAUUUUUUUGAAAAGGCUUGCAAUACACAAAGUCGACAGUGUGAUUUAAGAGUAUAUAUUUUUAUGUCUUUUUUGUUAUAUUUCCUGACAUACACUGCAGAGGUUUAGACCUAAAUACAAUCAGCUGUACUACUUUUAAAAAGGAUAUCACAGAGAGUUAAAUGAUAUUAGUAAAAUAAAUGCCCUAAUUGUCUCAACUUUCAUUUUUUUAAAUUUAUUUUAAAUAUGUAUUUGUAACAGUUGCUGUGGACUUCACAUGCGUAGGAUAUAUGCUGAAAUUGUGAAUUUUCUUCCCUUUGUUUUGCAUUGCAAUUUCAUUUCACUCAAAUUUAAAUUUGAAAAGCUCAGGAUAGAAGCCACUUGUUUAUAUUGUUCAUUUUUUUUUACCCACAGUUCUAUGAUAUGCCUAAGUGUAAAUUGCUUAAUAUAUUUAAGAACUCAUCAUUUGUGUCUGAAAGCACUUGAAACAAAUGUAAGAAAACCAGAACCCAAACAGCUAAUUCUAUAAUAAAGAUUGCAUUGGAUCCACUUUAUUCUAGUAUAUUCAAGCUAUAUUCCAUUCUAAAUUUUACAUAACAUAAAAGUUGAACAAUUUCAUGUUUUGGUUGCUAUCAGGAACAGUUGUAGUUGCUGGUACUGUAUGUCCAUAUAUCUGUACCAUAUACCUGUAUGUUCUCCUUUACAUCUGCACCACUACAUGAAUCAUUCAAAAUAUGUAUAGUUGUGAAAAGCUACAGUUCAAGCAAUAUAAAUGAAGUGGAUUGAAUUAAACCAAUUUCAUGAUAAUUAUUUUACCAGACAGUGCAACAAAACAUGUUGCAACUGGACUGUUACCAUAGCUGAAGUGUAUACUAGACCUUGGGUCGAAACAUCUCGUCUAUUGAAUUGCCACAACAUUUUUAUAAAAUACCUCCUUGGCAGAAUUCUGGGUCUUAUCCCAGAAUUCCAACACCCUGUGGAAUGAUAUGUUAAAGGUAAUAUGGAAGAGUUAACAAGUUUGAUUGGAAAUAAACAAAUGAUUAACUGUACACUGAGAAUUAAUUGUGUGGGGACAUUAUUUUCUGACAUCUGCUUGAAGUAUAUAAAUAAUUGUAUUAGAUACCAUAAUGUCAUUAAAAAAAUACUAUUGUGUUUUUAAUUGUAUAUUGUGCAACAUUAUUUACAUUUUACACUGUAUAUAUACCAGUUUCAUGCAGUUUCCUACAUUUUUGUUAUGAUCAAGAUAGCCAUGACACCUUUGAGAUGAUGUAGUCUUAUUACUGUAUGCCCUCUUACGGUUGUGUUGUCCAAGGCCAUUCGGCCCAGUUAUCUUCUGUAAGGUAUUUUCAAAUGUUCAUUUGACUCACUAGAUUCUCAUCUCUGUAUUAAAAUUGAGAGUUCUGUGCUCCUGUUAUAGAAGUCGAAGCAUUCCACUUUGAUGCGUCUUCUUAAAAUUCUUUAAAUGAAGGGGAGUAACCAAGGACAGUAUUGAAAAGAAUGUCCUGUAUACUGUAAAUUCCAGAUUAAAUUGGAAUAUCAGGAAAUAUUUCUUUACACAAGUUGGCAGUGUAUGAAACAGCUUGCCAGGACCAUCGUAGUAGAGGCAGAGACCAUCGUGAUUUAAGAUGCUCUCUAGUGCGUAGGUAGAUGACAAACCUAGGUGGGUGAAUGGCCUAUUUUGGUCAUGCACAUGUAUGUAUACUUAUGUUCUUGAGACAGCACCAGCAACACAUUAUAAACCAGAACCUCUUGUAUUUAAGAAGCAAAGAGGGCAGGAGGAGAAUAUGAGCAGAGGAAUGGUGUGUCAGUAGAAUCUCUGGCAUUGCCACUAUUAUCCAAGAAAAUUAUUAAUUUUUGUUAUCGCAGUCACCUGUGGUUGCUUUUCUAACCAUGCAACUUCAAUAUUUAUUUUUAUAUGCAAGAAAUACAUAAAGCCAUGACAUUGCAAAGGGAGACAAAAUCAGUUGACGUACCUGAGUAAAAGUUCAAUGUUGUUUCCAGUAGUUUGCGGUCUUUCACUUUGUGUAAUGUACCCUGUGAUUUCUGUGAGGAAGUCCACCCGUGUGAAGAAAAGGAUAACCAAAUGGCCUGUGAAUUGAGUUUGAUUUAUUUUCUUCUUUUGGUGUCUGCAUUAUCUAAUGUCAUCAUUUCAGUGUGAAUAACAAGUGCUAUCUGGCAAAAUAUAAUGAUUAUGUACUGAUUUGUCAAAGUUUGUUGGGGGAAAGACGAUUGGGGAUUUUGUUGUGUAUAGCUAUGUGGUCACUUCAAGGAAAGCUCUUUGGUUUGACAAAUAAUAAAAACAAAAUGUCUGUGAA
Molecule: messenger RNA, 4773 nt
Organism: Anguilla rostrata (American eel)
Lineage: Eukaryota; Metazoa; Chordata; Actinopteri; Anguilliformes; Anguillidae
Gene: edil3b
Product: EGF-like repeats and discoidin I-like domains 3b
Exons: 11
Coding region: 379-1818 (479 amino acids)
Cellular component (GO): plasma membrane
Molecular function (GO): calcium ion binding; signaling receptor activity
Source: RefSeq, a predicted model, not a curated record